Messenger RNA from Musca domestica (house fly), 6581 nucleotides. It is a transcript of the gene l(3)72Ab, whose product is annotated as U5 small nuclear ribonucleoprotein 200 kDa helicase. Lineage: Eukaryota; Metazoa; Arthropoda; Insecta; Diptera; Muscidae. The record is from RefSeq and is a predicted model, not a curated record. Gene Ontology annotation, molecular function: nucleic acid binding; ATP binding. Gene Ontology annotation, cellular component: nucleus. Bases 100 to 6528 code for a protein of 2142 amino acids. The transcript is spliced from 8 exons.
CAUUCGAUGAUUCCACUAUAUAGGAGAUAUAGCAUAAUUUCGAUCAUUUCGUUUAUUAAUAAAAAUAUAUAAUAUUAUUAAUAUUACACACAAUCAAUCAUGGCUGAUGCCGCUGCAAGACAGCUGCAAUAUGAAUAUAAAGCGAAUUCAAACUUGGUAUUGCAAGCUGAUGUGCGUUUAAUUGAACGUCCCCGCCGUGAUGAAGCCACUGGAGAAGUUGUGUCAUUGGUGGGCAAAUUGGAUGGCACUCGCAUGGGUGAUCGCUAUCAACGAUCCAAGCCAGAAAAAACAGAAGAACGCAAGGCAAAAAGACAGAAGCGUGAUGAAGCCCAAUAUGAUUUUGAGCGUAUGAAAGGUGCAACUCUUCUCUCUGAGGGUAUUGAUGAAAUGGUUGGCAUUGUUUAUCGGCCAAAAACUCAAGAAACGCGGCAAACAUAUGAAGUCUUGCUGAGUUUUAUUCAGGAAGCUCUAGGAGAUCAACCACGCGAUAUUCUCUGUGGCGCCGCAGAUGAAAUCUUGGCGGUAUUGAAGAAUGACAAAUUGAAGGAUAGGGAACGCAAAAGAGAAAUUGAUGGUCUGUUGGGUUCUGUAACAGAAGAGAGGUUUGCUUUGCUUGUAAAUUUAGGCAAGAAAAUCACAGAUUUUGGCUCAGAUGCAGUGAAUGCUUUAACGGCCAAUAUCAAUGAGGAGCAAAUUGAUGAGACUUAUGGAAUAAAUGUACAAUUUGAAGAAUCAGAAGAAGAAAGUGACAAUGAUAUGUAUGGAGAAAUUCGCGAUGAAGAUGGUCAAGAGGAGGGAGAAGAAGCAAAAAUUGAUCAUACUCUACAUGCAGAAAAUCUUCUGGCCGAGGAAUCUGUAAAUGUGAAAAAGGAACGUGGUUUACAUCCUCUUGAUAUAGACGCCUAUUGGCUGCAACGCUGCUUAAGUAAAUAUUAUAAAGACGCUAUGGUAUCGCAAAGUAAAGCAGCUGAUGUGUUGCGCAUUCUAAAGGAUGCUGCCGAUGAGAGGGACUGCGAAAAUCAACUUGUUUUGCUGCUGGGCUAUGAUUGCUUCGAUUUUAUAAAACAGUUAAAACUUAAUCGGCAAAUGAUUUUAUAUUGCACGAUGUUGGCCUCUGCCCAGACCGACAGUGAACGGCAGCGUAUACGGGAAAAGAUGCGAAAUGAUCCCAAAUUAGCUAAGAUUUUAGUCCAGCUGGACACCGGAAAAACCGAAGAUGACGAAGGAUAUGGAAACAACUCCAGAACGAGUAAAAUGGAUAAAUCACAAAUGGAUGAAGGUGGUCAGGGUACUGCAGGUCAGGUUGCUGGUCAAAGACAAGUUUUAGAGUUGGAGGAAUUGGCCUUCACCCAAGGUUCUCAUUUUAUGGCUAACAAACGUUGCCAACUGCCUGAUGGCUCUUUCCGUAAACAACGCAAAGGCUAUGAGGAAGUACAUGUGCCUGCUUUGAAACAGGUUCCAUUUGAGGAUAAAGAAGAAUUGCAACCCAUUGAUAAGUUGCCCAAGUACGUUCAACCAGUCUUUGAGGGUUUCAAGACACUUAAUCGUAUCCAAUCACGCCUGUGGAAAGCCGCAUUAGAAUCAGACGAAAAUAUGCUGCUUUGUGCUCCCACGGGUGCCGGUAAAACCAAUGUGGCAUUGUUGUGUAUGAUGCGCGAAAUCGGCAAGCAUAUAAACGAAGAUGGCACCAUUAAUGCCGAUGAUUUCAAAAUUAUCUAUGUGGCCCCAAUGAAGUCUUUGGUACAAGAAAUGGUUGGUAAUUUUGGGCGUCGUUUAUCGUCGUACAAUUUAACCGUUUCGGAAUUGACUGGAGAUCAUCAACUAACAAGAGAACAGAUUGCUGCAACUCAGGUUAUAGUCUGUACUCCCGAAAAAUGGGAUAUUAUUACACGCAAAGGGGGUGAAAAGACGUUUACUUCUUUGGUGCGUUUGGUAAUUAUUGAUGAAAUUCACUUGUUGCACGAUGAAAGAGGUCCAGUUCUGGAAGCUUUGGUGGCCCGUACUAUUCGCAAUAUUGAAGUGACCCAAGAGGAUGUACGCUUGGUGGGAUUAUCUGCCACAUUACCUAACUACCAAGAUGUUUCGACGUUUUUGCGUGUUAAGCCUGAUAAAGGUCUUUACUACUUUGACAACAGUUAUCGACCUGUUGCAUUAGAACAACAAUAUAUUGGUGUAACAGAGAAGAAAGCUUUGAAGAGAUUCCAAGUUAUGAAUGAAAUUGUCUAUGAAAAGACAAUGGAACAUGCCGGGCGCAACCAAGUAUUGGUUUUCGUUCAUUCUCGUAAAGAAACUGGUAAAACUGCUAGAGCUGUUCGCGACAUGUGUUUGGAAAAAGAUACGUUGGGUAGUUUCCUAAGAGAGGGCUCUGCUAGUAUGGAAGUUUUGAGAACUGAAGCGGAACAAGUUAAGAACACCGAGCUUAAAGAGUUGCUUCCCUAUGGAUUUGCCAUCCAUCAUGCUGGCAUGUCGAGAGUGGAUCGUACUUUGGUGGAAGAUUUGUUUGCAGAUCGACAUAUACAAGUUUUAGUUUCCACUGCUACAUUGGCGUGGGGUGUGAAUUUACCCGCUCAUACAGUCAUAAUUAAGGGUACUCAAGUUUAUAAUCCCGAAAAAGGUCGAUGGGUUGAGUUGUCUGCCUUGGAUGUAUUACAGAUGUUGGGUCGUGCCGGUCGUCCUCAAUACGAUACAAAAGGUGAAGGUAUCCUGAUUACUAAUCACAGUGAACUACAAUUCUAUUUAUCACUGCUUAAUCAACAAUUGCCGAUUGAGUCUCAAUUUGUUUCCAAAUUGCCGGACAUGUUGAAUGCUGAAAUUGUUUUGGGAACAGUACAGAACGUGAAAGAUGCUGUUAAUUGGCUGGGUUACACAUACCUAUACAUUCGUAUGCUACGCAAUCCCACCCUAUAUGGAAUCGGACAUGAUGCACUGAAAGAUGACCCCUUAUUGGAACAAAGGCGUGCCGAUUUGAUACAUACAGCCGCCCUGCACCUUGAUCGCAGUGGUUUGGUAAAGUAUGAUCGGAAGUCGGGACAGUUCCAAGUUACUGCACUGGGUAGAAUUGCAUCGCAUUAUUACUGCACCCACGAAACUAUGAUGACUUAUAAUCAGUUGCUGAAACAGACUCUAUCUGAAAUUGAAUUAUUCCGUGUAUUUUCAUUGUCAUCUGAAUUUAAACAUAUCGCUGUGAGAGAGGAAGAAAAGCUCGAAUUGCAAAAACUAAUGGAACGUGUACCCAUACCCAUUAAGGAAUCCAUGGAAGAGCAUAGUGCCAAGGUUAACGUACUUCUACAGGCAUAUAUUUCGCAAUUGAAGUUGGAAGGUUUCGCCCUGAUGUCAGAUAUGGUAUUCAUUACCCAGUCAGCGUCACGUCUUAUGAGGGCCAUAUUUGAAAUUGUUUUGCACCGGGGAUGGGCUCAGCUUGCAGAUAAAACCUUGACAUUAUGUAAAAUGAUCGAUCGCAGAAUGUGGCAGUCUAUGACGCCAUUGAGACAAUUUAAGAAAAUGCCUGAUGAAAUUGCUAAAAAAUUGGAAAAGAAAAAUUUCCCAUGGGAGCGUUUAUACGAUUUGGAACCCCACGAAAUUGGCGAAUUGAUUAGAGUACCAAAGUUGGGCAAAACUAUUCACAAGUUUGUCCAUCAAUUUCCUAAAUUGGAGUUGUCUACCCAUAUACAACCUAUAACACGAUCCACGCUAAGGGUGGAAUUAACAAUAACUCCGGACUUCCAGUGGGAUGAAAAAGUUCAUGGCAUGUCGGAAGGUUUCUGGAUUUUGGUAGAGGAUGUGGAUUCGGAAAUUAUAUUACACCAUGAAUUCUUUUUGCUUAAAGAAAAAUACUGUCAAGAUGAACAUCAAUUGAAAUUCUUUGUUCCGGUAUUUGAGCCUUUGCCACCCCAAUACUUUUUGAGAAUUGUAUCAGAUCGAUGGAUUGGUUCAGAAACCCAAUUACCCGUUUCGUUUAGACAUUUAAUAUUACCCGAGAAGAAUAUGCCUCCCACAGAACUUUUGGAUCUGCAACCGUUGCCCAUAUCGGCUCUACGUAAUCCCAAAUUUGAAGAAUUUUAUCGCGAAAAAUACCCUCAGUUUAAUCCCAUACAAACACAAGUCUUCAACGCCGUCUACAAUAGUGAUGAUAAUGUCUUUGUUGGAGCCCCUACCGGUUCGGGAAAAAUGACCAUAGCUGAAUUUGCAAUUAUGCGCUUGUUUUCACAACAAGCUGAUGGGCGCUGUGUUUAUUUGGUAUCUAAGGAAGAUUUAGCCGAUUUGGUAUUUGCAGAUUGGCAUACGAAAUUCGCUAACUUGGGACUGAAAGUAGUUAAACUCACUGGCGAAACAGGUACUGAUUUAAAAUUAUUGGCCAAGGGUCAGUUGAUAAUAACCACUGCUGACAAAUGGGAUGUGUUAUCGCGUCGUUGGAAGCAACGCAAAAAUGUGCAAAAUAUACAACUUUUUAUUGUUGAUGAGCUGCAAUUAGUGGGCGGUGAGGAUGGCCCAGUCCUGGAGGUUGUCUGUUCGAGAAUGCGUUAUAUUUCUUCACAGAUUGAAAAACAAAUUCGCAUUGUAGCUCUCUCAUCCUCGUUGGCUGAUGCCCGAGAUGUUGCUCAAUGGUUGGGUUGCAAUACAAAUGCCACUUUCAACUUUCACCCCAGUGUGCGUCCGAUCCCGCUAGAGUUACAUAUACAAGGUUUUAAUAUCACACACAAUGCCACUAGGAUUGCUUCAAUGUCGAAGCCGGUGUAUAAUGCUAUCUUGAAGUACAGUCCUCAUAAGCCAGUUUUAGUCUUUGUAUCUUCACGCAAACAGGCUCGCUUAACAGCCAUUGAUAUACUUACAUAUAGUGCUUCAGAUUUGCAACCGAAUCGUUUCUUCCAUGCCGAAGAGGAAGAUAUUAAGCCAUUUUUGGAUCGCAUGACUGAUAAGACGUUAAAGGAAACACUGUCACAAGGUGUGGCCUAUCUCCAUGAAGGCUUAACUGCAUCGGAUCACCGUUUGGUUGAACAACUUUUUGACUCAGGUGCCGUACAAGUGGCUGUCGUUGCUAAAGAUCUAUGUUGGGGCAUGAGUAUUUCAGCCCAUUUGGUCAUAAUCAUGGAUACGCAAUAUUAUAAUGGUAAAAAUCAUUCCUAUGAGGACUAUCCAAUUACUGAUGUACUACAAAUGAUUGGUCGUGCGAAUCGUCCCAUUGAAGAUGCCGAUGCCAAGUGUGUACUUAUGUGUCAAUCAUCGAAAAAGGAUUUCUUUAAGAAAUUGCUUAACGAACCGCUGCCCAUCGAAAGUCACUUGGACCAUCGUCUGCAUGAUCACUUUAAUGCCGAAGUUGUUACCAAAACAAUUGAGAAUAAGCAGGAUGCUGUCGAUUAUUUGACUUGGACAUUCCUCUACAGACGUCUCACCCAAAAUCCCAACUAUUAUAAUUUACAGGGGGUAACACAUCGUCAUCUUUCCGAUCACUUGUCGGAAUUGGUGGAGAAUACAUUAUCAGAUUUGGAACAAUCCAAAUGCAUUAGCAUUGAAGAUGACAUGGACACUUUGCCACUUAAUUUGGGCAUGAUUGCUGCGUAUUAUUAUAUCAAUUAUUCGACGAUAGAACUAUUCAGUUUGUCUCUUAACAGCAAGACCAAGGUGCGCGGUCUUUUGGAAAUUAUAUCUUCUGCAGCGGAAUAUGAAGAUAUUGUUGUAAGGCAUCAUGAAGAAAAUAUAUUACGUACAUUGUCUCAGCGUUUGCCAAAUAAAUUAACGGGUCCGAAUGAGACAGCACCCAAAUUUAAUGAUCCCCAUAUAAAGACCAAUCUCCUACUGCAGGCUCAUCUUUGUCGCCUUCAAUUAGGACCUGAGUUACAAGGUGAUACCGAAUUGAUUUUAGGAAAAGCAGUGCGUUUGAUACAAGCCUGCGUAGAUGUGCUCAGUUCAAACGGCUGGCUUUCGCCAGCAGUUGCAGCUAUGGAAUUGGCACAAAUGGUAACACAAGCCAUGUGGAGUAAAGAUUCAUAUCUGAAGCAGUUGCCACAUUUCAAUGCCGAUAUUAUAAAACGUUGCACAGAAAAGAAAAUCGAAACAGUUUUCGAUAUUAUGGAGUUAGAGGAUGAGGAUCGUUCUCGUCUAUUGCAACUGAGCGAUGCACAAAUGGCCGAUGUGGCUCGUUUCUGUAAUCGUUAUCCAAAUAUUGAGAUGAAUUUCGAAGUUGUUGAUAAAGAACACAUUAAUUCUGGAUCUACUGUCAAUGUUGUUGUGCAAUUGGAGAGAGAAGAUGAAGUAACUGGCCCUGUUAUAGCACCAUUCUUCCCACAAAAACGCGAAGAAGGCUGGUGGGUUGUCAUUGGUGAUCCAAAAACAAAUUCGCUGCUAUCAAUUAAACGUCUAACAUUGCAACAAAAGGCUAAAGUUAAACUUGAUUUUGUUGCACCCAGCCCUGGUCGCCAUGAUUAUACAUUAUAUUUUAUGAGUGACUCAUAUUUGGGCUGUGAUCAAGAAUACAAAUUCGACAUAGAUGUGGGCGAUUUCCAAUCAGAAAGUGAAAGUGAAUCGGAAUAAUUUCUAAUAUAAUAUAAUAAUAUAUGCAGUUCUUUUUGUAGACAUUUCUUCAA